Lachnellula hyalina is the source of this 1005-nucleotide messenger RNA. It is a transcript of the gene mcfL, whose product is annotated as Mitochondrial substrate carrier family protein L. The record is from RefSeq and is a predicted model, not a curated record. Gene Ontology annotation, molecular function: transmembrane transporter activity. The transcript is spliced from 2 exons. The coding region runs from base 1 to 1005 and encodes 334 amino acids. Gene Ontology annotation, biological process: transmembrane transport. Lineage: Eukaryota; Fungi; Ascomycota; Leotiomycetes; Helotiales; Lachnaceae.
AUGUCUACAACGGGGAAACAUGCGGUCGCCGUUUCGAGGAGAACAGGGCAAUCCGAGAAUCCAGAUGUGGCAAUGGAGAAGAAUGAGGGUGGUAAGAAUUAUAGGGGCUUUGUAGCUGGUGUUUUCUCGGGCGUUGCGAAGUUGAGUGUCGGCCAUCCCUUCGACACCAUAAAAGUCCGCCUCCAAACUUCAGAUAGCACCCGUUUCUCAGGCCCCCUCCAAUGCCUCCUCUCCACCGUCCGCAACGAAGGCGUCCGCGGCCUCUACAAAGGCGCCACUCCCCCCCUCGUGGGAUGGAUGUUCAUGGACAGCAUAAUGCUGGGCUCCCUAACAUUCUACCGCAAAUUCCUGCACCGCACCCUCUUCUCGCCCUCCCAAAUGGCCGGCCUCCCAUCCCGCGACCCCUCCCUCCCAGUCCACAAACUACCCACAGUAGGCCACGCCCUCGCUGGCAUCAUGGCCGGCGGCACCGUCAGCUUCAUAGCCGCCCCGGUCGAGCACGUCAAAGCGCGCUUGCAGAUCCAAUAUUCGAGCAAGAAGUCCGAACGCCUGUACAGCGGCCCCAUCGACUGCGCGCGCAAGAUCUAUAAGUUCCACGGCCUGCCUGGCAUCUACCACGGGCUCUCAGCCACGCUGCUCUUCCGCAGCUUCUUCUUCUUCUGGUGGGGCAGCUAUGACGUCUUCACGCGCCUACUGUCCGAGAAGACGCAGCUCAGCAUGCCGGCGGUGAAUUUUUGGGCCGGCGGGCUCAGUGCCCAGGUUUUCUGGAUUACGAGUUAUCCGUCUGAUGUUGUGAAGCAGCGCAUCAUGACGGAUCCGCUGGCGGGGGGACUUGGGGAUGGAGAGAGGAGGUUUGCGAAUUGGAGGGAGGCCGCUAGGACUGUGUAUAGGGAGAAUGGGGUGAGGGGGUAUUGGAGGGGGUUUUUGCCGUGUUUUCUAAGGGCGUUUCCUGCGAAUGCUGUGGCGCUUGUGGCAUUUGAAGGGGUUAUGAGGCACCUGAAUUAA